CGUCAGACCAGUCCAACCUUGCGAAAAAGGGGAGAAAGUUAAUCCAGUAUAUUUGUAACCGAUUCGAAGAACUCCACCACGGAUUCGUUCCACCACAACCGUAGCCCUCAAGCUAAGCCGUAAUGGCGGGGAGUUCACGCCACAGUUCGGCCGAGCCCACAUCCGCAAGCCGCCGUCUCUCACAGGACUCAGACGACGAUGACGAGGUUGAUAAUGAGGAACUCUGGCACCACAGGAGGAUCCAGCAGCAGGUGGGCUACCUCAGUCUUGGAGGCAGCUUUAGUGGUGGUCUGUCACCACAGCCCUCCUCCAGUGUAGAAUGUGAGCGCCGUGUCAGUCCCCUGGAUCCCAACCUCUCCUCGGCAGCCAGGUACUCUCCCCCUCCCCCUUAUAACAGCCCUAUGGGGGGCAUUGAGGGGUCUCUAGAGCACCCUGACUCCCCCAUGGAGGACCUGUCACAUGGGAGUUCCUUGCCACGUUUUCCAGUGGGUGUGAGUAGCAGCAUGCCCUCUGGCACCCCAAGCCUAGUGGUCUCAGAGACGCACCGAGCCACACCAGAUGACCACGAGCCUGGCAGUCGAGGGGGGAGCAGCUUAGGGGUCUCCAACAGCCUCUUUUCUACACAACGAAUCUUGGGGCGGACACAACCUAGGUGGGGGUCGCCACACAUUGUUACAGAUGAAGAUGACGAAGAUGAGGAGGAGGAGGAAGAUGAUGAUGAAGAAGAGGAGGAGGAAGAGGAUAAUACACCACCAACUCCUAUUGAGAGUGUGUGGGCCAAACAGAGGAAGCUGAACAUGGGAGAGGUGGCUCACAGCUCUGCCCUCCGGGCAGGUCCCAGUGGCAUCCAGGGGGCCCCCCAGCCUGGGCACAGCCGCAUUGAAGAUGUGCGGUGUGCUGAUCCUAAUGAGGUGGAGUCUGUCCAGUGUGCAGGGCCGAGUGGUGUUGAGGCUGUUCAUUGUGCUGGUCCCAGUGGUCUGCAGGAUCUGGCAAGGCCAGGUCCCAGCAGCAACCUCCACACAGCCCCCCAACCCAGUCCAAGCAUUCUCCAAGCAAUCCCACAGCCAAGUCCUUCAGGGGAUGGGAUGGUAUCCCAGACAAACAGGUGUCGAUCUCCAGACAGUGAUACAGACAGUGAGAGUGAUUCACCAGAGAACCUGCCUCCAUUUAGCUCUAGCCCAGGACCCUCGGGCAUUGGCAGCCAGUUAGUCCGGCUGAGUGAUGGGGAGGCAGAAGCACUUGUAGGCAAUGUAUCAGGGUGUGAGGCUAGCAGCAGCAUCAGGGGACAGGUUUCCCCUCUAGGCUCCCCAAGAACACCUGCUGAUAACUGUAUUGUCUCAUCAUCUACUGGUCACAUAGACUCUAUACCUCCAACUCCAGCUGAAUUUCAAGGGAAUGAUGUCUCUGGUCCAAGCAGUCCUGUUUCCCCAAGUUUAGCCAGUGUAGCCAUUCUGGAUUCUACUGUAGAUUCCACAAGUGGAAGAGGAAUAAUGGAUCCUCAGGGUGACUCAUCAGAUGAUGAUUCUGAUGACAAUUUGGCACCAUCUGACCAGAUGCAAUUGCCAGUCAUGGCAGAUGAAGGAGCAGAAAUAUCCACAUCAGAAAUUGGUUUGCAGCAUAGUGAUGACAGCCAAGAUGUUGGAAUGCUUGUUAGCCCACAAGGCAUGUUCACCAGUGGCCGUGCAAGUGCUAAUAGAUUUAUUGAGCAGUUCUCUCUCUCUUUGUCACACUUUUCUACCAACUCUCUUGAUGCCAGCUUAUCUGGAGAUGUCAGUGACCAAAGGACGCCCCAGAACACACCUCCACCUCCUCCAGAUCCUGGGCCUUACCUGGAUGACCCAUUAGCAAUCCCUGGCCCCAGCAGGCUCUCACUGCCAUGCCCAGAGCAGCCAGUGAGCAGUCAGGCCCAGGCGGUCCCAACAGUAAGCCAGGGAAAUGAUUUCCCUUCAACAUCCAGUACACAGAUGUUAGCGCACCCAGUUGAGGUUCUAGACAGUAGUCUACCACUUCUGCAUAUCUCCUCAGAGUUGCCAGUUUGCAGUUCAGCACCAGAUAAUAACCAGUUACAAGAUGCAGGAAGAUCUGAUGGUCUAGAGCCCCUUGUCACCAUAGCUAGUAGUGCAUCAAACAGUCUGAACAGUGAUGACUUGGCAGGCAGCUCAGGCAACCAGGCUUUGAGUCAGCUGAACCAAUCUUAUGUCCUGGAGCUGAAUGAAGACAGUUCCCUGAACAGUGAUGGUGCCCUCAGUUCAGGCUCUCUAGUGGGAAAGGAUGACUUACAGAAUCAAGGGGUAAAUCAAGCUGAUUUCAGCAACUUAGACAGCUCUCACCACUCACUAGUCGACCCAUCACGUAUUAGCGCUAGUUCACUCAGCACAUCCCUCAGUCUGACCCUGGCCUCCUCAGAGUUGAAUGGGGUCAUAGAUGCAGCCAUGCCUGGCCCCUCCCAACAGCCCUCUCUUUCACAACAUAUUCUGCCUUCACAACCAGAUCAGGUGUCUCUCCUAGUUGGUAGUGGUGAUGACAGUAAUGAUGGAGCCUUAUUAAUGAUGCUGUCCUCCAAUUCCCACUCUCUCCAUGAUCCCUUAGUUUUAGGAAAGCAGCUGCAGAGAGAAGCUAGUAGCCUUGUAUCUCAACUCAGGUCAGAAUCUCAGUCUCUUCAACCAUGCAGUAGUGACAGUGCUGCUAAUGACUCUCUACAAGAAGCAAGUGGACAAAGACAGAAUGAGGUCAAUUCUUCUGUCAGUGAUUCAGAUGUCCCAAGCUUUAUUGGAGCUGAUAUCUGGUGUGGAGAUUGUGAGCAGGCGUAUUCCCAUGAGUGCCCACAACAUCGAAUCCAAGCAAUCUCAGACAAACCAGUUAGGACAAGAGCUUGGGCUUCUCUUCCUGCGCAACAUCUCGUCAUUCGUAAAAAUGCAGAUACAGAAGAAUAUGGUGUGUAUGUACGCAAGGCCAUUCCAAAGCGCACACAGUUCGGCCCUAUAGAAGGUGUCUUGAAGGAAGACUCAAAUGGGUCAGUGUCUCCGCAUGGCCUUAUCUACACCAUUAAGCAGGGGGAUCAGACGCUGCACCUCGACACUUCUGAUGAAGCCACCUCCAACUGGAUGCGAUUUGUGCGUCAGGCCACCACAUACCUAGAGCAGAAUUGUGUAGUCAUGCAAGUGGACGAGAACCUAGUCUUCCUCACUACCACAGACAUUGCCCCACGCACAGAACUCAGAGUAGGAUACUCAAAGCAAUAUGGUGACAAAAGAGGCCUACACAUCCUACAGCCAACAGCAGAGGAGAUUAAGAUCCUUGAGUCAUUGAGGAAGUCCUGGCCUUGCUACGAAUGCGAUGAGGCCUUUGAGUCGUCUGCAGAACUACAGCAACACCUGGUGUGUCAUGACGAGGAGGUUGGUGAAGAAGAGAAGAAGAAACGCAAGAGAAUAAAGACGAGGCGACCCAGGAACAAUGGAGAGGUGGAGACUGGCAUGAAGAGGCUCGCCAAGAAGGUGAAGGUAUCAGGUGAAGGGACAUCAGGAGCUGGGACUUCUUCACAAGCAGAUGCCAACAGCAGACUAGCUAUGCCUGCUGUAGAAGGUAUACAGCACAGCCAGUGCACCACCUGCAAUUUGGUAUUUACCAUGCCAGAGCUGCUGAAAAUCCACCAGCACACGCAUGAAGGGGCACAGGUGCAGGAGGGCAAUGAUGUCUUGGUGAAAAUGAAGCUGAAGGAGAAGGCAUGUCCUCAGUGCUUCAAGUUUUUUGAGGCAGCUGAGGAGCUGUUAGCACACAUAGGAGGACAUGGAUUCUUCCUUCCUCUUCAAGCCAAGCCUCAUAAGUGUGACUUCUGCUAUAAGUCCUUCUUGCGUCGUGAGCGGCUGGAGGCGCACAUGGCUGUCCAUGGCAAUGAGACGGAGAAGCCCUUCCGAUGCAGCCUCUGCCUCAGACGCUUCUGUAGCAAUACAGCCCUUAAUACACACAUCAAGUUCCAUAUUGAGGGCAGUAAAGGCUAUGACUGCCCGAUUUGCAGGGAGGGAUUCUUCUCCGUAGCCGGGCUGAAGUCCCAUGUAUCCUCACACUGUGUCAAUGGGGAAUACGCUUGCCCGACUUGUAAAAAGGUUUUCCCCACGUAUAGUAAGAUUCGCCGGCACAUUCGUUCAUACCACGCCAUCAUGCCUCACACAUGUUCCAUAUGCAGUAAGGAGAUGCCAUCCGUGGACAAACUCAAGAUUCAUAUGCUUAGUCAUUCAGAGCGCCGUGACUUCCUAUGUCCAGACUGCGGCAAGAGGUUCAAGCGGAAGGACAAGCUCCGCGAGCACUCCAAGCGCAUGCACUCGAAUGACCGCGAGGCAAAAACUUCUAAAGCAGUUGCCAAAGGACCCCCCAAGUUUGUCCCAAAGGUUGAUCCUGCUGAUUACAAACAGUUUUUGUACAAGUGCCACACCUGCCUCUUGGGGUUCAAACGGCGUGGCAUGCUUGUUAACCACCUGGCCAAGCGUCACCCAAACAUUGACCCGUCAACAGUACCUGAGCUAAACCAACCCAUCCUCAAGGCAAAGAGAUGUUACAGCUGCCAGCAUUGUGAUAAGAUGUACCGCAGCAGUAGUAAGAGGAAAUUACACAUCCUAAAGUACCACCCUGGAGCAGAGCUUCCCCCGCCUUCCACCAAUCAUAAUGAGAAUGAGAAUGGUGAGGUUCCUGCAUAUUCCAAGACGUACCCACAUCCAUGCUUAUGGUGCUACCGCCAGUAUACAACCCGGGCCCGGCUCCUGCGGCACCAGCGGCACCACCACCCUGACCUCUGCAACCACAAGUCACAGAUGAAGGAGUACUCGGCUGAAGCACCUGAGGCAGCAGUGGAAGAAGAUGACGCUCAGAUGGAGGCUCCAGCAGGCUUGUCAGGGGAACUGACCCUUGGAGGCCAGCUUGUCACUGAUGCCAGCAUCUUGAGGAACCAUCGGUUAGUAAGUUUGACCAGAGGAGAGUCUGAGGAAGCUGGUGUGGAGGUGAAGGAGGAUGACCUUCUGACCCAGGCCAUGGGGGAGAUCACUCCCCUCAGUGGUGGGGAACAAUAUGUGCGCAUAGUAGGCACAGGAGCAGAAGGGCAGCAAGUAGUUGUGGGAACAGCCCAGGGUGGACGGCCUUUGCUGGUGAGUAGCGAUGGAGGACAGCAGGGUGCCACCCUGGCUCUGGUCACCACAGAUGGCCCAGAGACAGUGACACUCUCUCUCCCUGCAGGACAAUUUAUCUCCCUUAUACCUGGCUUGCCUGUUGCGGGUACUGCCUCAACAGUGACCUCAACCUCACGGACUGUGACUAGUGGCAGCAGUUCAGUCAACAUACACACUGUUGAGGGACAGGAUGGGGCAGGCACCAGUGGAGACCUGCAAGGGGAGGGUGUCCCAGCUGCCAUCAGGAUGGCCCAGGGCUUUGGGCAGGCAAUAAGUGGGAGUGAGGCUGAGGGUGUUGAGCAGGUGGUGCUGGAGACCCACCCUCCCUCAUCUCCCUCAGCAUCUGUUGUGUGGCCUCAGGCUCUGACCUUUGCCAGCACCCCAAACUAACACCUCUUAUCUAUCAAGAUGAUGUUCCAAACUAGCUGUAACACAGAUUGGUUGAGAGUUAUCAAUGCAUGAAAGGAUUUAAACAUCUUGAUCAGAGGUAUUCAACAGUAUCAUGCAAAUACCAGGGUAUUCCUCUGGAUAGCUGGGGUCAUUGACCUGGUUUUGGGUAGGGUUUUUGCAGUGCUUUUGAGAUCCAUUUAGGCUUAAGGUAAUCCAUGGAGUAUGGGAUGUUUUAUAUUAGCUGCAAAGGUAAAUAUGGUAAAAAUAUUAUUUAUUAACUUCUUAGAACUAUCUUUGAACAAAUUUCAAAUCUUCCACAAGGAGCAAUAUAUAUUCAUUUGUGAGUCGUAUAAUAGAGACCAAUCUCUGUUACUGCUUUUAAUUAACUACAACUCUUUCUUGAUAUUAUGUAAUGUAUUUGAGUUUCCUUACUGGAAAGUAUUUGUGAUAUGUUGUCAUGUCCAUGCAAGUAACAAACUGCAUAUCAAGGUAAGCAUCAAAAGUGCAUCAAAAAUUAGAUGUUCUUGAAGAAUUGCCAGGCAUAUCAUCCAAGGCCUUAGGUGUAGUUGCUAAGGUGUUCAUGACAUUGUUGUUAUGUUUUAUAUGUACAAUUUCUUUUUUUUCUAAUUAAAUGUUGCUGUGCCUCUGUUGAUGUGAGAGAGUAAGUUAUUCUUUUGGGGAGGAUCUCCUUUCGUGAUGAUAAUUUCUGUAACUAUAUGUAUAUACAACAGUGUAUAUAUACAGUAUGAGGUGACCAUGCCCAAAUAGUACAUUCAUGUACUAAUGAAACUUAUGUGAUUCAAAUUUUGUUUAGGACACCACCUUCCAUUUUGUAGCCAAAAGAAAAUGUAUAUUGUUGGAAGCAAAGUGAAUUUAUAACGAUGUGACCUGAACUCUCCCACCUUUUCUUUUUCUUCAUAUUUAGCCCUGGUCACAAGUGUCAGAUCAACACACAUUGUGUAUAAAGUAAAGUAUCAGUAUUGCCUUUCAAGAAGCUGCUGCAGGAAACCAUGGCAUGUAUCCUUUUACAUAAUCUUAUACUUUUGGUAAAUCAGGAAGUUUUUCUCAUAAGUGUAAUCAGCCUACAAUAAAACAAUAUUACUUA
Messenger RNA from Penaeus indicus, 6651 nucleotides. RefSeq lists its product as uncharacterized. The record is from RefSeq and is a predicted model, not a curated record. Gene Ontology annotation, molecular function: chromatin insulator sequence binding; protein binding. Lineage: Eukaryota; Metazoa; Arthropoda; Malacostraca; Decapoda; Penaeidae. Bases 123 to 5546 code for a protein of 1807 amino acids. Gene Ontology annotation, biological process: regulation of transcription by RNA polymerase II. Gene Ontology annotation, cellular component: chromosome. The transcript has 22 exons.